AGGUGUGUCUCGCAAAGGCGCAGCCGUCUAGCUCGACCCGCACGUGUUUCCGUAGCUGUGGGAGCAGCCAGCUGUUAGCUAAGAAGCUACCUGAGCGACAGGUAUCAGCCGCUUCACCGCAAAUCACCGCACAAGUCCCGCACACCCGCAGAACAAAAUGAUCAACGCUUUGCUGUAGCUGAGUUUUGUGUCACAGCUUCAGGUCGUGUCGCGUCAUUAGCUCCGCGACACACGUUAGAUAGCCGGGGGUGGCUAGCUGCUGAGCUAACGUCAACUAGGACAUCGGUCGAGGGGGGUCUUUUGUGCAGGAGGAGCCGCUGCUGCUACUGCGGGCACCGACACACCGGCUCACCGACACACCGGCUCACCGACACAACGGGGCAGGCACCAUGAACGUCGCUAAGAGCGGGUAUCGAGUCUUCUCAGCCAACUCGUCCCCAGCCUGCACGGAACUGGCCAAGAAGAUCACAGAGAGGCUGGGAGUGGAGCUGGGGAAGUCUGUUGUCUUCCAGGAGUCUAACAGAGAGACGAGAGUGGAUGUGAAAGAAUCUGUUCGGGGACAAACCAUCUUCAUCAUCCAGACAAUACCAAGAGAUGUCAACACGGCCAUCAUGGAGCUGCUGGUCAUGGCCUACGCCCUCAAGACGUCCUGUGCAAAGAACAUCAUCGGAGUUAUUCCUUACUUCCCCUACAGCAAGCAGUGCAAGAUGAGAAAGAGGGGCUCGAUUGUGUGCAAGCUGUUAGCGUCAAUGUUGGCCAAAGCAGGACUAACACACAUCAUUACCAUGGACCUGCAUCAGAAGGAGAUCCAAGGCUUCUUCAGCUUUCCGGUGGACAACCUGCGUGCCUCGCCUUUUUUGAUACAGUACAUCCAAGAGGAGAUUCCUGAUUAUCGGAACGCCAUCAUUGUAGCAAAGUCCCCAGCAGCAGCAAAAAGGGCUCAGUCCUACGCUGAGCGCCUGCGUUUGGGUCUGGCUGUGAUUCACGGCGAGGCGCAGUGCUCCGAGUCUGACAUGGCCGACGGUCGCCACUCACCACCAUCUGUACGCAACACCAUCGGACACACAGGACUGGAGCUGCCUUCAGGCAAACAACAAGCCCUGUUCCCCGGCAUAGAGCUCCCAAUGAUGAUGGCCAAGGAGAAACCUCCCAUCACUGUAGUCGGAGACGUGGGGGGGAGAAUUGCCAUCAUUGUGGAUGACAUAAUAGAUGAUGUCGGAGACUUUGUUGCAGCCGCAGAGAUCCUGAAAGAAAGAGGAGCGUAUAAAAUUUUCAUCAUGGCCACACAUGGUUUACUGUCUGCUGAUGCUCCGCGCCUCAUAGAGGAGUCGGCCAUUGAUGAGGUGGUGGUCACCAACACCGUCCCCCAUGAGGUGCAGAAGCUGCAGUGUCCCAAAAUCAAGACCGUGGAUGUCAGCAUGAUUCUGGCCGAAGCUAUUCGCCGCAUCCACAACGGAGAGUCCAUGGCCUACCUGUUCCGUAACAUCACUGUGGACGACUAGAGUUCUCAGACGGUGGAGGCUGAGGUCGCCCUCUCACUCCGAUGCCCGAACCGUCGAUGUGAUUCACAAAUGUUGAUUCUAUUCCAGGGAAGCAGCUGAAGUGCAACCGUGACGUGUUCAGUUGAAUCAGAGCACAUUAAUGCAACAGGUGCGUUAAGAGCCAUUAAAAUGAUUAAACCACGUCAAUGACAUUUACGUUACUGAAACUCAGGAGGCUUUUAGAGGGAAGUUAACUUCAUAAUGUUGAAAUGUUCCUUUGCCUGAAACAUAACCCAGACUCAUAACUGCCGGAUGGAAUUUGGCCGUAAUUAUCUCUUUUCCAGGCAAAAUCAAAUAAUGUAACUGUGUGUUCAGAGGACGUAUAUUAAUAUUAACAUGACUGCUUCCCAAAAGUGAGGCCAAAGCAUCUAGAUCACCCCCUGGUGGCUGGCUGCACUAUAAUCCCACCUCCUCCAUGUACGUGGAUGGGACACGGACCAAACUAAAAAGUACAAGUACACGUUAGGACCUGGAUCGCGUGUAUACAGCGAUACUUUGGCUUCACUUCUGCACAGUUCGAGGAAGUGGGUCGUCCUCUUUAUUCAGUCUGUGGUUCAGACAGAAUUCAAAGGGCGAUGUGCUCAUAUACAGUCGAUAGAAGGAAGAUCACAUGGGAGCUGAACAUGUUUCAACUUGGGUUAAAGAGUUUUUACGUAUCCCAAAGCUUUACGAUUGUGUUUGAACGACUCUGAAGGAAAUAAUAAAACGCUUUCAUGCAAAUGGUGGAAAAUUCAUUUCUCUUCUCGCCUCGAAGAAUGUCAUGAAUAAAUCAGACGUGUUCAUGAAGUUCAAUGUGACACACUACAUGUUACCCUUUGUACUCCUCACGUGUUUUUCUAUCAGACAUACGUUUUUGAAACAUUUCCAAUUCAACAGCACAGCUUAUAAACCAGAAGAUUCAAGUCUGCCUCGAUCUCAUGUGUCUGUUCAUGUGUAUGUGUCUGUUCCACUGAGUGAUGCACAUAAGUGCGUUUUUAUGUGAAUCCAAUUUGUGCUCGUGUGCAGGGAAGCGAUGUGAACUCAGUCCUGUGACCUAAUCGUGUGAUCAGAAUUCACCACUGCAGCAGCGUGUGCGGCUCUGAUCACCUGGUGUUGAGCUGAUUGUGAAGAACUUGUUGCACAUGAGAAGAACAGAAGUAGAACAGAGCAAACAACAUCUGGAUUCUGAACAUGUGAGAUGUCUGGG
Messenger RNA from Pleuronectes platessa (European plaice), 2727 nucleotides. RefSeq names its product phosphoribosyl pyrophosphate synthase-associated protein 1. Gene Ontology annotation, biological process: 5-phosphoribose 1-diphosphate biosynthetic process; purine nucleotide biosynthetic process. The transcript is spliced from 12 exons. The record is from RefSeq and is a predicted model, not a curated record. Bases 390 to 1502 code for a protein of 370 amino acids. Gene Ontology annotation, molecular function: ribose phosphate diphosphokinase activity; magnesium ion binding. Lineage: Eukaryota; Metazoa; Chordata; Actinopteri; Pleuronectiformes; Pleuronectidae. Gene Ontology annotation, cellular component: cytoplasm; ribose phosphate diphosphokinase complex.